CGUCAUCAAUAAUCUUUUUCUUUUUAUUUUUUAUAUUUUCAGGUAUUUGAACCAAGAAAUACUUCUGGAGCCUGCUAGGAAAUUAGGUUACAAAAUGGAGAAAAGUAGAGACCCAAAUAAACUGAAGGUUUCAAAGGAAAAAGGUGUCAACUUUUCUUGAAAUCAAAUAUCCUUCAUAAGAUGCAGGAGAAAUUCAUGAUGCUUGGUGGAAUCAAACCAAACCAAAACAACUACGCCAGAAAUGUAGAAACGAGACAAAAAUGAAGUGGGGGAGCUAACAUUAACACAUCAAGUUCCGCCGAUUCGGCAAAAUUAGCGCAAUUGAACAUGGGAGAAAAUCCACCAAGUGUACAGUGAACACGUGGACACAUGUGAAGACGACAUAAAAGUAAAGUAGUGAGAAUGGGGAAGCGGAAGAAAGGGACGGGGGAUCCAGAUCGGGAUGCACCCAGCAGCUUGUUCAUUCUCUCGGCCACAAACCCUAUUAGACGAAUGUUUAUCUGGUUUGUGAGCUGGAGAGGAUUUGAAUAUUUGAUUAUCAUGACGAUUAUUGCCAACUGUGUCGUCAUGUCUAUGGACACCCAUCUUCCUAACGGGGACAAAACCAUCCUGGCUCUUCAGCUGGAGGAGUUAGAACCCGUAUUUAUGGGAAUUUUUACAGUAGAGAUGUGCACUAAAAUAAUAGCAAUGGGCUUCGUUCUUCAUCCAGAUUCAUACCUUAGGAACCCUUGGAAUAUUAUGGAUUUUGUAGUAGUUGUGUCUGGAUUUCUGCCAAUGCUGAUGCCCAAAUCUGGAGAUGGGAAGACGACUGGUCCUGACCUCUCCACUCUUAGGACUUUCAGAGUUCUUAGACCUCUUAAACUCGUUUCCGGAGUACCAAGUUUGCAAGUUGUCAUGUCAGCAAUAGCUAAAGCUAUUGGACCACUGGUGAAUAUUGCACUCCUCCUUCUUUUUGCAAUUAUAAUUUUUGCAAUCAUCGGAUUAGAGUUUUAUGCCGGGGCCUUGAACAAAACUUGUUACGAUAUUCAGAACCUAGAUGUGAUAUUAACGGAGGUAUCGGAGGGAAUGCCGUGUACGGAGGGACCGGAGGAGACUGCCCCCCUAGGCAGCUAUACAUGCAGAGAGAAUGAGUCUAUUUGUCUGCAAAAGUGGGUUGGACCUAAUAAUGGAAUAACUUCAUUUGAUAAUAUUGGUCUAGCCAUGCUUACAGUCUUCCAGUGUGUUACGAUGGAAGGGUGGACGCCUAUCCUAUAUUGGACCAAUGACGCGAUGGGCAGUGUGUUUAACUGGGUGUUUUUUCUACCUCUGAUAGUAGUUGGAAGCUUUUUUAUGCUCAAUCUGGUUCUCGGCGUUCUAAGCGGAGAGUUUGCGAAGGAGAAAGAAAGAGUAGAGAGUAGGGCCGGGUUUAUGGCACUAAAGGAACAACAGAAAUUAGAGAAGGAGCUUACAGGGUAUGUUGAAUGGAUCUGCAGGGCGGAGGAUCUAGUUCUAGCUGAAGAUAGAACCACUGAAGCGGACAGAGAGCUUAUCAUGGAGGCUCGGAAGAAACAAACAGAGAAACUACGGAAACUGUCGAAAUUAAAUAAAUCUGAUUCUGUUGAAACUACCUCGGUUGAUGACGAUGGUAGUGAUAAUCCCGCCAACAAGGAACUCUGGAAAAAGGAGAAACAAUUGAGGUUCUUCAUCAGACGGUGUUGCAAGACCCCAGCCUGGUUCUGGUUCGUCAUUGUUCUGGUUUUCUUGAACACUUGUACAGUAGCAGUUGAACACUACAAUCAACCUGUCUGGUUAACGGAAUUCUUAUUCUAUGCUGAGUUGGUUUUCCUGGGUUUGUUUGUGUUUGAGAUGGGUAUCCGUAUGUACGCAUUAGGACUAGCUGCGUACUUUUCUUCAGCCUUUAACAGAUUUGACUGCAUAGUGAUAAUAGGAUCAAUUUUUGAGGUUCUGUGGGUUAACUUCCGACACAGAGCUGGCUCGUUUGGACUCUCAGCUCUCAGAGCUCUUAGACUUCUUAGAGUCUUUAAAGUAACAAAAUACUGGUCCAGUUUACGUAAUCUAGUUGUUGCUUUGAUGAACGCAAUUUCAUCCAUUCUCUCCCUCCUCCUCCUUCUCUUCCUCUUCAUAUUCAUAUUCGCGCUGCUCGGCAUGCAAUUGUUUGGCGGUCAAUUUAAUUUUCCUGAGGGGAGACCUACUUCUAACUUUGACUCAAUCACGAGUGCCUUACUCACGGUGUUCCAGAUAUUAACUGGUGAGGACUGGAAUGUUGUGAUGUACACCGCAAUUAACUCUAAGGGCGGGAAGGUGAAUGGUGGUAUAAUCUACUGCAUGUAUUUUGUUAUGCUCACAUUGUGCGGAGAUUAUACAUUACUCAAUGUCUUCUUGGCUAUCGCUUGUGAUUCAUUGGACCAAGCCGCAGCGCUGACUGAGUGUGAAAAGGCGGAGGAGGCGGAGAAGGAACGGCAGGCACAGGAGAUGGAGAAGCAGAAGGAAAGAGAGGCGCUUGCCCUGGCCAUCUUGAACGGUACAGCGGACAAGCUAGAGCUGGAGAAGAGGGAGAGAGAGGAAAAUGAGUGA
Eurytemora carolleeae is the source of this 2574-nucleotide messenger RNA. Its product is annotated as voltage-dependent calcium channel type A subunit alpha-1. Gene Ontology annotation, biological process: chemical synaptic transmission; calcium ion import across plasma membrane. The transcript has 27 exons. Gene Ontology annotation, molecular function: high voltage-gated calcium channel activity. The record is from RefSeq and is a predicted model, not a curated record. Gene Ontology annotation, cellular component: membrane; voltage-gated calcium channel complex. Bases 403 to 2574 code for a protein of 723 amino acids. NCBI's taxonomy places the organism in Eukaryota, Metazoa, Arthropoda, Copepoda, Calanoida, Temoridae.